Molecule: messenger RNA, 1964 nt
Organism: Piliocolobus tephrosceles (Ugandan red Colobus)
Lineage: Eukaryota; Metazoa; Chordata; Mammalia; Primates; Cercopithecidae
Gene: MILR1
Product: mast cell immunoglobulin like receptor 1
Exons: 10
Coding region: 151-1383 (410 amino acids)
Biological process (GO): immune response; cell surface receptor signaling pathway
Cellular component (GO): external side of plasma membrane
Molecular function (GO): transmembrane signaling receptor activity
Source: RefSeq, a predicted model, not a curated record
UUGGUCGAACGAACCAGUCAUACUAUGCAAAGCUCAUCUAAACCCUCUGACUUUCUUAACUUGGCCAAACAAAAGAGGAAGUUCUCCGAGUGACUCACUGCUGUGGUGCUACUAUGCCUUCUGACCCCAUCUUGGACUUCAUCUGGGAGAAUGUGGAGACAUUUGAACAGGCUCCUUUUCUGGAGCAUAUUUUCUUCUGUCACAUGUAGAAAAGCUGUAUUGGAUUGUGAGGCAAUGAAAACAAAUGAAUUCCCUUCUCCAUGUUUGGACUCCAAGACUAAUGUGGUUAUGAAGGGUCAAAGUGUAUCUAUGUUUUGCUCCCAUAAGAACAAAUCACUGCAGAUCACCUAUUCAUUGUUUCGACAUAAGACACACCUGGGAACCCAGACUGGAAAAGGUGAACCUGCAAUUUUUAACCUAAGCAUCACAGAAGCCCAUGAAUCAGGCCCCUACAAAUGCAAAGCCCAAGUUUGCAGCUGCUCAAAAUACAGCCGUGACUUCAACUUCACAAUUGUCGACCCGGUGACUGCCCCAGUACUGAACAUUACGGUCAUUCAAACAGAAACAGACCGACAUAUAACAUUACAUUGCCUCUCAGUCAAUGGCUCGCUGCCCAUCAAUUACACUUUCUUUGAAAAGCAUAUUGCCAUAUCACCAGCUAUUUCCAAGUACGACAGGGAGUCUGCUGAAUUUAAGUUAACCAGGAAGAAUCCUGGAGAAGAGGAAGAGUAUAGGUGUGAAGCUAAAAACAGAUUGCCCGACUACGCAGCAUACAGUCAAACUGUCACCAUGCCCUCAACAGGCGGAGACAGCUGUCCUAUCUGUCUGAAGCUACUGCUUCCGGGGUUAUUACUGCUGCUGCUACUGGUGAUAAUCCUAAUUCUGGCUUUUUGGAUACUGCCCAAAUACAAAGCAAGAAAAGCUAUGAGAAAUAAUGUGCCCAGGGACUGUGGAGACACAGCUGUGGAAGUUGGAAUCUAUGCAAAUAUCCAUGAAAAACAAGCAAAGGAGGGAUCUGUCCCAGAAGUGGGAUCCAGACCGUGUGUUUCCACAGCCCAAGAUGAGGCCAAACAUACCCAGGAGCUACAGUAUGCCAGCCCUGUGUUCUGGGAGGGGGCACCAAGACAGCAAGAUUUUCUUACAGUCUGGAGACCAGAAAACUACUGUUGUGACUGUUGUGUUGUUGCCUCUGCCACAGCUGCCUCACACCCAGAAAUGAGCCCACCGUGGAGGAGAGCUUUGCCACUGCGGACACUUGCUUCUCAGCCACAACCUUUUGCUUUCCAAACCCCAGCCUGGGCACCUCAUUGGCGGAAGAUACUCACAUCCCUGAUCCCAGGAAUACGUGUUGCUUCUUCCCAAGGAUUUAAAGGGGAGACCUGACCAGACGAAUGAUCAACAGUGGAUUUGUGAUGCCUGGAGCUCAUUUCCUUCUUUCUCCUUAACUGUCCUGGAAGGAAACGGACUAGUGCCUUAUCUCUGACUCUUCCACAGCACACACCCACCAUCAGAGACAGUAACUGAGAUCUGCAGUAGCACAGAAACUUAGAGGUUAGAAAAAUUAGACACCUAAGGAUUUCAUGACUCCAGACCUGUUUCCUUAGCAUAAUACCACACCAGUAAGUGAAAUACAACUUAUGAAAUUUUGUAAAUAAAUUCUAUAAAAUUUUUGGUAAAAAUUUAUCAUUAAAAAAUUAUUAAAAGCAAUUGGGUUAGAAGGAAGUUCUGUCAAAAUACAAUCCAGGUGUGCAGUUCUUUGCUAAAUUUAGAAGUGGUUACUACUGAGGCAGUCUCAAAAAAAGCAUAAGAGGACUUUAUGGGGUGAUGCAAAUUUUCUACAUUGCCUGUGUAGAGAUGGUUAUACAUUUAUCAAUACUCGUUAAUUUGUACAUUUAAAAGAGGUAAAUUUAUUGUAUGUAAAUUGUAUCUUAAUGAAACUGAUUAAAACACACAUACAAACCCCA